Molecule: messenger RNA, 1290 nt
Organism: Penicillium oxalicum
Lineage: Eukaryota; Fungi; Ascomycota; Eurotiomycetes; Eurotiales; Aspergillaceae
Product: glycoside hydrolase family 18 protein
Exons: 6
Coding region: 1-1290 (429 amino acids)
Biological process (GO): carbohydrate metabolic process; chitin catabolic process
Cellular component (GO): extracellular region
Molecular function (GO): chitin binding; chitinase activity
Source: RefSeq, a predicted model, not a curated record
AUGCAGCUGACGCUUCCUUUCAUUCUGAGCUUCGGUUGUCUGACGACUGGAUCUCUCAUUGCUUCUAACAGCAUCAAUACUACAGGGCUUGAUACUCGUGCUGUGACCGGGUAUCGCUCUGUUGCAUAUUUUGUCAAUUGGGGUAUUUAUGGCCGCGGCUUCAAUCCUAUGGACCUCCCUGCCGAGAGAUUAACGCAUGUUCUAUACGCUUUUGCCAACAUACAUCCGAACACUGGGGAAGUAUACAUGUCAGAUUCCUGGGCAGAUAUUGAGAAGCAUUACCCUGGGGACUCCUGGAGUGACACCGGAAAUAAUGUUUAUGGAUGCAUCAAACAACUGUUCAUGUUGAAGAAAAGGAAUCGAAGUUUGAAAAUUCUCCUGUCUAUUGGUGGCUGGACAUACUCAAGCAAUUUUGCCAGUCCUCUCAGCACAGCUUCAGGCAGAACAACAUUUGCCACUUCUGCAACGACCCUGUUGCAAAAUCUGGGGUUCGAUGGAAUCGAUAUCGAUUGGGAAUAUCCUGCCAAUAGCGCGCAGGCCGACAACAUGGUGGCCACGCUUCAAGAGCUGCGCUCCUCUUUGGAUGCUUACAGCUCAGCCCACGUGAAUGGUCACCACUUCUUGAUCACCAUUGCAUCCCCUGCUGGGCCAUCCAACUACCAGAAGUUGCAUCUCUCACAAAUGAACAAGUACCUAGACUUUUGGAACCUCAUGGCCUAUGACUACUCCGGCAGCUGGGACACCGCCACAGGACAUGAUGCUAAUAUCUACGCGUCGACCGACAACGCUGCCAGCACACCCUUCGACACGGAUCAAGCCAUUAGUUAUUACAUUUCCCACGGAGUUCCGGCGAACAAAAUUGUGAUGGGCAUGCCACUUUACGGUCGCUCGUUCAUGAACACAGACGGGCCAGGUCAGCCCUUCAAUGGAGUGGGCAGCGGCAGCUGGGAGAACGGAGUGUGGGACUACAAGGCGCUGCCUCUGUCUGGUGCGUCUGUCAAUUAUCUGAACCAGACAGUUGCUAGCUAUAGUUACGACUCCUCUCGGCGAAUGAUGAUUAGCUAUGACACUCCUCAGGUUGCCCAGAAGAAGGCUGAGUACAUCAUGUCAAAGGGCCUAGGUGGUGGGAUGUGGUGGGAAAGCAGUAGUGACAAGAAUGGAUCUGACAGCUUGAUUACGACGGUUGUUAGCUCCUUUGGUGGGGCGGGGGCCCUUGACCAGAGCCACAACAAGCUGAACUACCCCAUUUCCGAGUAUGACAAUCUGAAGGCUGGUUUUCCUUCCAGAUAA